CGCCUGUGGUUCAGCUGAUCAGUUCAGUUCACUGGGGAAACACAACCGGACCAACAUGGACGGCGCUGGUUGGAGUCGGACAUGCGUCGCUCUAGUUGUCUCUGUUUGGAUCCAUGUCGUUACUGGAAGUCCAGUAGGUAACACCACCAUAAACUGUGGUUCAUCGUCUGGCGUUGUAAAUCUGGGUGCUGUGGAUGAAGGAUAUACAGGUGAUGUGGAGUUGGUGUCCGGUAUCCCAGCUGGUACUAGUGUGACACUGGAGUCGGACCUUUUUCCUGAGCAUCUUCAGUUUGUGGAGUUGAGCUUCACACCAGGGGAAACCACAGCGACUGUUCGCACCCAGAAGCCGCUCGACGCCGACGUCCUCACUACGACUGAUAGAGUUUUGUACUACAGUAUAGUCUGUGGCAAUGCUAAUAAGUAUAAAAACUCCCGCAGGCUGAUAAUCAGUGAUAUCAAUGACAACAGUCCAGUAUUUGAGAAGAGGUUUUAUUCUCAAACUAUUUCAGAGAUUCAUGCUGUGAACACGGAGGUUCUGCGAGUGACAGCUGUGGAUGCAGACAGCACACCUGCAUUCAACCUCCUGACAUACACCUAUACUCCAGAAACAGCAGACUUUUCCUUAACAAACUCUGGGGCGUUUACCUUAAUGAGACGUCUGAACUACAACGUAGUACCAAAUUACAAUUUUAUUGUCACUGCCAUGGACAGUGGUGGAAACAGUGACACAACCUCAGUUGAGAUCAUUGUAGAAGACUUUGAUAACUUAAAUCCCUUUUUCAGCCACAGUCUCUAUCAGGCUGUUAUUCCAGAGAACCAGGACGGAGUUCUCAGUGAAAUAAAACCAGAACCAAUAAAGGCCCAAGAUGGAGACACUGGAAUCAACAUGACGAUAAAAUACAGCAUCAGUUCAGUCUCUCCUGCCGAGUACCAAGCAAACUUCAACAUCGACUCCAACACCGGAGCUCUGUCUGUGGUGACAUCGUUUGACAGGGAGGAAUUGGACAACAGUGAAAUCUCUGUCAGCAUCAAGGCGGCCCAGACAGACGACCCUCUGAAGACCGCUGAUGCUGUCGUGUCCGUCACGGUGGAAGAUGUGAACGACAACGCUCCAGAGUUUGAUCAGUCGAGCUACAACGUCUCCCUUCUGGAAAACUCCCCCGCUAACACCGUCGUGUUCAAAGCUGCCGUCACGGAUAAGGACCAGGGAGGAUUCGUGGGAACCCUGCAAAUUCUCCCAGAAUCAACCUCCUUCUCCAUCAGCCCUGAUGGGACGGUCCGAGUCAUAAACCCUGAGGUUCUGGACCGAGAGGUCACCGAGACAUUUGUAUUCCAGAUCGAAGCAAAGGAGAGAGAUGCUCCCAAUCAAAUUACAACAGCUCAAGUCACCGUUAACCUCCAGGAUGAGAACGACAACAGCCCAACAUUCACCAGCAGCAUGUAUGAAGGACAGGUGUUUAAAAAUCAGACAGUAGGAAUGCUGGUUGUCAAGGUUGAGGCAGAGGAUCCAGAUGAUGGAAAGAACGGGGAGAUCCAAUAUUCCAUCACUUUCGGGAACAAUGACGGAUACUUUUCCAUCGAUGCUAGCACCGGCGAGAUCAGUCUGGCUAAAAUGAUUCCUCUGGAGGAAAAUCAAGUGCUGGAGUUCCCUCUCUACAUCACUGCCAGAGACGGAGGUACCAUAUCCCGUUCCACCGCAGCACAGGUGAUCGUUCACGCUCCAGGUAACUCGAAUCCUCAGUUUCUACAAAAACUCUACCAAGGCGCCGUAGAAGAGGAGCAGGAACCAGGAGCUCUGAUUGUGAAGGUGAACUUCCUUGCACUUUCUUCUGAACCCGUGACCCUUCAAGUUACAACAGAAGCUGAUAAGUUCUCCAUCUCCCAAACUGGUGAAGUCAAAACCACAGUGAAGCUUAACCACGAUGACGGCCCACACAACUACUCAGUGGGAAUCUCCAUCAGCGACGGCGCCACCACUGACACAGCAGUCGUUGAGGUUCAGGUCACUGACAUCAACGACAACAGCCCCAUUUUCGCCUCCAGUUCUGUCUCAAAGUCUGUCCCAGAGGACACAGAGGUGGGAUCCAACAUUACUGAAGUCGUAGCCACAGACAAAGACAGCGGCUUCAACAAGGAGAUCAGAUACUCCCUGAGAGGAGGGGAGGGGCGGUUCUUCAUCGACCCAGUGUCCGGGAUGGUGAGCCUGGCUGGUGCGCUCGACAGGGAGACCACAGCGGCGUACGAGCUGCUGGUGGAGGCUGAAGAUCAGGGUUGCCCUGCCAGGUCCGCCACCGCCACGCUGGCGCUCCAAGUAACCGACAUCAACGAUAACGCCCCGAAGUUCUCACAACCGGAGUACCAGGUGGAAGUCUCCGAAACCGAGGCAGUGGGUACGAGCCUCCUGAGGCUGUCAGCUGAAGAUCCGGAUGAAGGAGCGAAUGAGAGAGUCACCUACAGCAUCUCAGAGCAGAGUCCGUCGUCUGAGCCUGCAGUUUUUCAGCUGGAGGCCUCCAGCGGGAUCCUGAGGCUAGCCCAACCUCUGAACUACAGCGAGGUCAAAGAGUUCACCCUGAGCAUUCAGGCGUCAGAUGGAGGGUCGCCCUCUCUGGUCGGUAAUGGAUCUGUGGUGGUGAAGGUGAAGGAUGUCAACAACAACCCUCCAAAGUUCAGCAAGGAGCGCUACGAUGAGGCGAUCUCUGAGAACCUGGCCAGCGGUGCAUCCAUCCUCACACUGGAGGUCACUGAUAUAGAUGAGGACGGAUUCUCCAAUGGCCACUUCGUUUACACCAGUGAUACUUUUGACAUUAACAAUCAAGGAGUAGUUUCACUAAAGAAAGACAAAACUUUGGACAGAGAGACGAAGGACAGCUACAUGCUGCAGGUUGUAGCUGUGGAUCAGCCCACCGACGGCCUGAGCGCCACGGCUCAGCUCAACAUCACCGUCCUGGACUAUAACGACAACACCCCUCAGUUCCCGAACAUCCCCUACCCCUUGGAGAUCCUGGAGGGCGAAUAUUCAGCGGAAAACCCCGAAGAAAUUUUCAUCAUCCAGCCCACAGACGCAGAUAUCGGUCUGAAUGGAGAGGUCACCCUCUCACUCAGUCCACCUCACCCCAUUUUCAGUUUCAGAGAGGAUGGGAUGCUGUUGGUUGUUGGUUCUUUGGAUCGGGAAAACAUGGAAACCUAUAACCUGGUUCUGCAGGCUUCAGACAGAGGCAGCCCACAGAGAGAGAACAUCACCACCAUCAGAGUGAGCAUCAUGGACCUCAAUGACAACAAACCCGAGUUCAGCUCCAGCAGCUAUGAAACCAGCAUCCUGGUGAAAGACGCAGAGAAGGGGAAGCUGCUGCUGACUCUGAGAGCCACCGACAAAGACUAUGGAAACAACUCGCUUAUCAGCUACAGUUUCUCGGAAGGACAUUCGCCACAUUUGGCCUUAGACAGCGAAACAGGAGAAGUGACGCUGACCUCUGACCUUGCUGAUGUAAAAGAAGACACCACACUGGUUCUGACGGCUGAGGCCACAGAUCACGGCGAGCCUCCGCUCAGCACCACAGCUCGUGUGGUGGUGAACAUCAGGAUCGCCAGUUCUGAAGGCGUGGCGUUCCUGAACUCCUCCUACGACUUCAGCCUGAAAGAGAACGAGAAUUCGGGGGUCACUGUGGGGCAGGUCAGCGCCUUCGCAGGAAGCGACCUGUACGAGGUUUCCUAUGGACUGAGAACACACGAAGAUCUGUUCUCCAUCGACAGCAGUGGUACCAUCUUUUCUACAAAAGAGCUGGACAAGGAGGAGCAGGAGUGGUACAUCCUGGAUGUGGAGGCUGUGGACACGCGGACGCCUCCCACAUCAGCAGUGGCGCUGGUCAGAAUUCAGGUGGAGGACGUAAACGAGCCUCCAGAGUUCUCCUUGGAUAAUUAUGAAGGCUCUGUGUUCAGCAUCGUCCCGUACAAAACCCCAGUCAUCCAAGUGAAGGCCUCGGACCCAGAUGUUGGAGACAACAGUGAGCUGGUCUACAGUCUGUCAGGAGAAAGCUCCUCCUUUGACAUGGAGUCGACUUCAGGUCUGCUGUUUGUGGUGUCAGCAGCAGAUCUGGGUGGAAAAACCGUCACAAUGGAGGUGAAGGCCACAGAUCCCCAUGGACUUUCUGCUACAACCACAGUAAAGGUUGUGGUUCAGGGCAGCGCCAGCAGCAGCGACGUGACGACCAUCUCUAUAAAUCAGCCGGCUAACAUUGUGGAGAGGAAGAUUCCAGAGCUGGAGGAGGCUUUAGGUAAAACUCUGGGCUGGAAGGUGAACAUAAUCCAGGUGUGGAUCUCUGGUGGAGAAGAAAGCCGAAUGCUGAGGGCAUCGGUCAAGACGUUGGUCAGCUUCGUCGCUCUUGAUAAUGAUGGAGCUGUUGAACCUCAAGAAGUCGCAAAGAAGCUGCAGAGCGAGUCUGAAAAGGUGAAAGCGGAGCUGGCCGUGAUGUUUGGGAACGAGAUUGAUUUUGAUGUAGAGACAAACUCUCAGAGCUCCAGCUCAGGGAGUUCGUCAGACCAGACUAUAGUCAUCGUUCUGGGGGUUUUGUUGGGCGUGACGUUCAUGGCACUGAUUGUUUUCUUGGCUUUAUUUAUCAGUGUCAAGACCAGUAGGAAGCAAACUGCAUCUGACAGAGAGAGCUUUGACAUCAACCGUAAAGCUGAAGGUUACACGAACAUGAAUUUCCAGGCAGCCUCCACAAAUCCCGGUCUGCAGUUUCCUGUGAAUCCGUAUAAACGCAGAGCAGAAGACAAAGACACGGCUCAGUGGGAAAGACCUGAUGAGAACCGGACGUCAAACAAAGACAGUCUGGGAGUGAGACAACACAGUAACAGCGAGAGCGAUGAAAGCCACACCUCUGCUCUCUGAUCCGAACAUUUCUGUUAACCUUUACGCACCAGAAUAAUCAUCUAUUUUAUUUUUAAUUGACCUCUGUGUCUUUUAAAAUAUCCUAAUUUAUUAUCAUCUUCAAGCACCUUUGUUUCUGUAUAGUUAAAUUUCAGCAAAGAUUCCCAACAUGAAUGUGAUUGAAGUUCUCCGUUAAUGACUGUACAAAUCUACUUAAUAAAAGUCUGUUUUAUUUAUAAGA
This is a messenger RNA of Xiphophorus couchianus (Monterrey platyfish), 5108 nucleotides long. RefSeq names its product cadherin-23. Gene Ontology annotation, cellular component: plasma membrane. The transcript has 30 exons. The record is from RefSeq and is a predicted model, not a curated record. Gene Ontology annotation, biological process: homophilic cell-cell adhesion. The coding region runs from base 56 to 4888 and encodes 1610 amino acids. NCBI's taxonomy places the organism in Eukaryota, Metazoa, Chordata, Actinopteri, Cyprinodontiformes, Poeciliidae. Gene Ontology annotation, molecular function: calcium ion binding.